AGGUAAGUUUGUGGAGAGGGAAGCAGUAGCAGUGAGUUUGUGUUGAUUGUGGAAGGAUGGUGGUGUUGAACAAGAGAAGCAUGGUUCUGGUACUUGUAUUAGCAAUAGCAAUAGCAAUAAGAGAAACAUCAUCGGAAUCAGAAGAAGAAAGCAGCAGCAGCAUCAUAUCACGAUUCCAGCAAUACCUGAAAAUCAACACUUCCCAACCCAGCCCGCGUUACCAGGAAGCAGCCGAAUUCCUGAUAUCCGAGGGCAAAGCGGUCUCCUUGGAAUAUGAAAUCAUGGAGUUGGUGGCAGGAAAGCCUCUGGUCCUCCUCAAAUGGGAAGGCACAAACCCUCACCUCCCCUCCAUCCUCCUCUACUCCCACACCGACGUCGUUCCAUCGGAACCCAACAAGUGGGCCCACCACCCCUUCAGCGCCCACCUCGACCCCACCGGCCGCAUCUUCGCCCGCGGCUCCCAGGACAUGAAGUGCGUCGGCAUGCAGUACCUCGAAGCCAUCCGCCGCCUCAGGGCUCACAACUUCCGUCCCCUCCGCACUCUCUACCUGGCCUUCUCCCCCGACGAGGAAAUCGGCGGCCACCACGGCGCCGAGAAGUUUGCCCAAUCCGAGAUCUUCCGACGGAUGAAUGUCGGCGUUGUGCUCGACGAGGGGCUGGCCUCGCCGGACCAGCAUUACCGGGCGUUCUACGCCGAGAGGAGCCCCUGGUGGUUGGUCAUCAAGGCCGUUGGAGCUCCCGGCCAUGGCUCCAAGCUUUAUGAUAACUCCGCCAUGGAGAAUCUCUUGAAGAGCAUUGAGAGUAUCAGAAGGUUUCGCUCCUCUCAGUUUGACUUGAUCAAGGCCGGAUUGAAGGCUGAGGGAGAUGUUGUUUCUGUUAACAUGGCCUUCCUCAAGGCUGGAACUCCUUCUCCAACUGGUUUUGUCAUGAAUUUGCAGCCAUCUGAAGCUGAAGCUGGAUUUGAUAUUCGGGUGCCACCUACUGCUGAUCCAGAAUCAUUGGAGAGGCGCAUUGCUGAAGAAUGGGCACCUUCAUCCCGCAAUAUGUCGUUCUAUCUUGGGCAGUUCAAACAGAAGACACCUGUGCAUGAUAAGUCUGGGAAACCACUGCUUACUAAAACUGAUGGUUCCAAUCCCUGGUGGGGCCUUCUUGAAAAUGCUGUCCAAAAGGCUGGUGGGAAACUUGGUGAGCCAGAGGUCUUUCCUGCUGCUACAGAUUCCCGCUACUUCCGACAACUUGGAUUACCAGCAAUUGGAUUCUCACCUAUGGCAAACACUCCUGUUCUACUCCAUGACCACAACGAGUUUCUGCACAAAGAUGAAUACUUGAAAGGUAUUAAAAUCUACGAGUCAAUAAUAAAGAAAUAUGCAUCCUUUGAUGGUCAAGAAAGAGGAGAAUUCAGAGAUGAGUUAUGAGCAAAUCGUGCGGCACCUACCCCUUCCUAAAUGUCUACUUCUUUCCUUUUCUCGAUGUAACAAUAAAUAGGAAAAAGAGUAUUCGGGCUGACUCUGACAUGUAACAAUAAAGACUUGACAUGUAACAAUAAAGACGAAAUAAACGAGUAUGAUACAAACUUUGAUCAGAGCAACUUAGCCAUUACAUCAAUGCUUUCAUAAAUGAUUUUAAUA
Molecule: messenger RNA, 1628 nt
Organism: Cajanus cajan (pigeon pea)
Lineage: Eukaryota; Viridiplantae; Streptophyta; Magnoliopsida; Fabales; Fabaceae
Gene: AQI
Product: Peptidase M20/M25/M40 family protein
Biological process (GO): amino acid metabolic process
Cellular component (GO): cytoplasm
Molecular function (GO): aminoacylase activity
Source: RefSeq, a predicted model, not a curated record